GUCAAGGCAGAAGUGAAAGGGGAUAUGAUCUCCGGUGAAUAAAUAGGCGGUUACCAAGAUAUUAAUCCAAGCGUGUGCACUUGGAAAUAUCAAGAUCAAGAAAUCAUGACGGUGUACAACAUCCGUUGCGGCUCCCACGUGAUCCUCGCCACCGUGACUUCGGAUCCAGCCGCCGCGUAUGGAUGGGUCUGCGAGAUCCUCAAAUUCCACCGCAGCAACCAUGCCUACCGCCAACGCAGCCUCCUGGUGGGGCUGGGCGUCCAGUGGGUGUCCAGGCACGCCGCCACGCUCCAGCUGUGCGUGGGGUCGAGCUGCCUCAUCUUCCAGCUCCACCACGCCCACCACUGCCCCAACUUCCUUCGCUGCUUCCUCGUGGACCCCAACGUCAUCCGCGUCGCGCUGUGGGACAAUGCGAUCGCAGCGAUGCUAUGGAGCUCGCCGCACGCUCUCCAGGUGGGGCGGGUGGGGGAUGUGCGCAGGGCGGCGUACGCGCUCAUGAGGUGCGGCCGGGGAGCGACGAUGGGGGAGCUGGCGCAGGAGAUCUUGGGAAUUCCGGGGAUGCGGAUGGAUGAAGCGGUGGCGUACAGCGACUGGGAGAAUCAAGAACUCACAUAUCAGCAGGUUCAGUAUGCGUGCCGUGUUGUUGUUCUUCCUUUCUUGAUGGCCUCGGAGCUUCGCCUUUGGGAAUAUUUUCUCUAACUACUUAUUUCAUCAAAAACUAUUCACAAACUUGGAUAGCCAUCUCUGAAUUUUGUGCGUGCUACUUUUCUUUGUGAUUUCAUUAAUCAGAUCGCAGGUAUCAUUGAUUUGUC
Molecule: messenger RNA, 812 nt
Organism: Salvia hispanica
Lineage: Eukaryota; Viridiplantae; Streptophyta; Magnoliopsida; Lamiales; Lamiaceae
Cellular component (GO): nucleus; cytoplasm
Molecular function (GO): 3'-5' exonuclease activity; nucleic acid binding
Source: RefSeq, a predicted model, not a curated record